AUGAUUGAGGAGUGCGAUGUGGCGGAGGAAUUGAGCUAUUGGGAAAAUGCGCUAAUCCUCUUUGCGCUUGGAGAAUCUCUCUCGAUGCACGCAGUGAAGAAUUUCAUGGAGAAAACCUGGAAUUUCGUGUCUCUCACAGAGUUAUACUUCAAUGACUCUAGUUACUUCAUUGUCAUGUUCAAGAAUCAUGAGGAACUAAGCCAAGUCAUGAAACAAGGACCUUACUUCAUCUAUGGUAAACCUCUAUUCCUGAAAUACUGGACUAUUGAUUUUGAAUUGAAAGAGGAUUUGCUUCGUGUACUCCCUCUAUGGAUUACUAUGCCAAAUUUACCUCUACACCUCUGGGGAGAAAAAAGUUUAUCCAAGAUUUCUAGUGUUGUGGGAAGACCUAUUAUGACUGAUGAGUGCAUAGCAAGGAAGCUGAGAAUUUCAUAUGCAAGGGUGUUGGUGGAAGUAGACAUCACCAAACUUGUUAAAAAAGGAGUGACCAAAAAGGAUCAUAAUGGGAGGGAAAGGGAACAGAAAAUUGAAUAUGAAUGGAGGCCUAAGUAUUGCCAAACAUGUUUGAGAAUAGGACAUGACUGCUUGAUCAAAUAG
Vicia villosa (hairy vetch) is the source of this 597-nucleotide messenger RNA. RefSeq lists its product as uncharacterized. Bases 1 to 597 code for a protein of 198 amino acids. NCBI's taxonomy places the organism in Eukaryota, Viridiplantae, Streptophyta, Magnoliopsida, Fabales, Fabaceae. The record is from RefSeq and is a predicted model, not a curated record. The transcript has a single exon.